Molecule: messenger RNA, 1103 nt
Organism: Parathielavia appendiculata
Lineage: Eukaryota; Fungi; Ascomycota; Sordariomycetes; Sordariales; Chaetomiaceae
Exons: 1
Coding region: 295-882 (195 amino acids)
Source: RefSeq, a predicted model, not a curated record
AUUGAAUUGAGGCCUUUCUGAAUAAUUGAUUGAUUGAAGCCCCAGAAUUGAAUUGAAUUGAAGAAUUGCAAUUAACGUCACAUGAUCCCGGGUGAGGUUAUUCCGAGCCGACCGAGUCACUCGGCACUCUCCAGACAUCCAGGUUCCUGAUUACAACCCUGCUAAGAAGGACCUUGAUUUCGCAGCCAAUUCUUUAGGCACUGGAGCUUGGAUAUUGUAUCCUCCUGUGUAGAGUGCCUCUGCAUUCCCACGGCCAGUUUCGCAAGGCUGAACGUCCUCUCGCACUCCGUUGACAUGGGUGGAAGAGAGCAAGUCGAGCGCCAUCAGCCUAGGAAAUCGCUCCUGGUUACUCAACCACCACUGCAACGGAUCUUCCACCGGCCUAACAGGCUCGCCAAGGUAGGCUGCUACCUCAUCCAGGCCGUGGAGAGCCUCGGGCGGAUCGUAGAAGUCAUCUCCAUAGAGGUAGUGUGGCCGCCGGCGCUCAGGGCUCACAUGGGCUUGUUCCUCGCCUGGAUAUUCCUCUUCAAAGAACUCCUUGAACUCUCCAACAAUCAUCUCCGCUCUUCCUCGCUCGUUAACAAAGAAUCGUUGUAUCCACCUCGCUCUGCAACCAGGGAGCAGUAUCAUUGCUGCCCAAUAAGCUGGAGAUGCCUCCAUCAAGACCACAUACUUCCUGAGCUUCUGAAUAGCGAGCCCGAGGCUUGUUUGGAUUAUGUUAGCGCCAUCACUGUCGAGGUCCUCAAUCACAGGAUCUCCAAUCUCAAUUUGAGGACCGCAAGGUGUACCAGGAUGUCUGUUUCUGAGUCCUGGGGGAUCAACCUCGUAGCCUUCAAACCGCCGUGGCAACUGCGAGGCUCGUUGGGGUCUUCUGGGCUGUGAUGGUGGCGGCCAGGGGGACUCUUCCCGAGGCGGUGACUCAAGGGGAACGAGCUCUGGGCUGGCAAACGACGCUUUCUCGAAGGCCUUAGUGUCACGGCGGGACAGGCGGACAAUCCAAUGACAAUUGUAUUCGGGCUAAACUACAGUCUAAGCUCUAUUCCGUCAGGUACGGGCAGGCUUGAUUGUCAAGACGUAGCUCGAGGAGCUACGAACAGAUCUCG